Lichtheimia ornata is the source of this 1290-nucleotide messenger RNA. RefSeq lists its product as uncharacterized. Gene Ontology annotation, molecular function: glucuronosyltransferase activity; xylosyltransferase activity. The record is from RefSeq and is a predicted model, not a curated record. Bases 1 to 1290 code for a protein of 429 amino acids. The transcript is spliced from 4 exons. Lineage: Eukaryota; Fungi; Mucoromycota; Mucoromycetes; Mucorales; Lichtheimiaceae. Gene Ontology annotation, biological process: protein O-linked glycosylation via mannose.
AUGCGCGAUAAGUCAUUGUUCGUAAAAGUCCUCAAGAUCGCUGCACUUGCCUACAUUAGCUUCUCGCUCCUGUAUGCAACCGCUCAUCUGCUGGGUAUCAAGAAAUCGACCUCAUCGAGUGGUCAACUAUUGCCACGGUCAGCAAAACGAGUGGAACCUUUAACCGUAUCCCAAUUGCAAGAACGUUACAAUGGCAAUCAACAAGUUGGCUGGAGUAGUGGCAGUGGAACCAAUUCGCAAAAGGAAUUCAUCAGCGAAGACUUGAUGUUGGAAAAGGUGUUUUCAGAUGCGAUGGGACCGUCCAAAGUGAUUCCUUAUUAUCUCAAGGCAAAGGAGAGCUCGUUUGACAAUGAGGAGGUGACAAUCUCAACCUUGGUGACACACAAUCGAUUCCACGUAUUAAGCCGACUUGCAACACGAUACAAAGGCCCAAUUUCAGUAGCUAUCCAUGUUAACGAUGAUGACAGCAAACAAGUCAUUCUCACCGAUCUUCACCGCAUGUACGAUGCCAAUCCGGAUAUGGGACGCUAUGUGGAUAUUCAUUUGGUGGUGGAUCGUUUUGAUCGACAAUUCAACAUGUGGCGUAACGUUGCCAAGUUCUUUGCGCGCACAGACUAUAUCAUCAUGUUGGAUGUGGAUUUCCACCUAUGCACCGAUUUCCGUCAAUCGCUUAAACAACACCCAAUACUUAUGGACGUCUUGCGAAGUGGCACUGGUGCUGUUGUCGUCCCUGCAUUUGAAUACAUUAAUGAGGAGGAUGGUGAGGAUUGGCGUGAUUUUCCAAAGGACAAGGAUGCUCUCAAGGAAAUUGUGGCGGCUGAUAAGAUCGACAUGUUCCAUCGAUCUUGGGUGCGUGGUCACGGAUCAACCAACUAUACUCGCUGGUACGCAUCGGAUGAACCCUACAAGGUCAUUGACUACAAUUAUUCCUACGAGCCAUACGUCAUUUUCAAAAAGGAAGGCACCCCCUGGUGUGAGGAACGUUUCAUUGGUUAUGGUGCUAACAAGGCAGCAUGUCUCUAUGAAAUUUACUUGGCUGGUAUUGACUAUUGGGUAUUGCCACAUGAUUUCUUGAUUCAUCAAACACAUCAUUACCCUGAGGAGACGCGUGCCAAGGAGCGCAAAUACAACAAGAAGCUCUACGACUAUUUCCGGGAAGAGGUCUGCUUGCGUUAUUCUCGUACGAUGAUUGCAGCUGGAUUAUGGGACACGCCUCGUGCCGACAAUGUCAAGCGUGAAUGUUCCAAGAUCAAGGGUUUCAAAGAGAUUGUCUCUCGGAUGUACACCUAA